UUCCUUUUGUCCCUUCGUCGGCUCGAGCAGAAGACAGAAAUGCACCUGUGUCGCGUACUCGUUUGGAUAAUGGGUAUUAUUGACUUUUCGGUAUUACGGAACGGUCGCGUAGCAUGAAUAUCGCGAUAAUAUACACGAACUUAUGGGGCCGAUAGGGUAAACAUAUUGUCGUAAUGCAGGUUUGACUUUGACGAAGGGCGUAUGUACCAGGGGUUUUGAACUAGCCGCUAGUGAGGACGUAUUAACGGGCUGCGUCACGUGGUGGCCACCCACGUUUCGGAUUGUGGGUAAACAAGGAGGAGAGAAAUAUUUGUGCGUGUCGAACUGGUCGCGGUGAGGCAGCCAGCAGUAUCGUGUUGGUAAGGGCCGGCCAUAUUACGGAGAUUCGCGAAGAGUGUUUAGUGAUUGAGUGAUAUGUCCACGUAUUCGCAAACGCAGGAGAGUGACGCCUGGGCCCUUUUGGCAUUGAAAUCGGCACCCGCGAGCCCCUCAAAAGUGCAAUGGAACACAGAGGCGAAGGGAAUGCCGAUCGCGAGGCUCGAGGGCCGCGAAUUCGAGUACAUGGUUCGCCAGAAGCGCAUAACCAUCGGUCGCAACAGCAGCAAAGGCGAUGUAGACGUAAACAUGGGUCACUCAAGUUUCAUAUCUCGAAAGCAUUUGGAAAUAUUCUACGAUCAUCCGUACUUCUUCAUGAUGUGCAACGGGAAGAACGGGGUCUUCGUUGACGGUGUUUUUCAGCGCAAAGGGGCGCCCGCAUUUCAGCUGCCAAAAUCGUGUACAUUUAGAUUUCCAAGCACCAACAUACGGCUUGUGUUUCAAUCAUUGAUCGACGAACAAGAGCAGAGCAAUGUCCGAGUUCCGUCACCGCCAAAGCAAAGAGCGCCGUUGCCGCCUCUUCGCAUCAAUAUUCCAGACACAGGAUACAGUAGUCCGUUUCCUUCGCCCACAGGCACGAUUAGUGCGGCUAAUUCUUGUCCAGCAAGCCCAAGGGCGGGUCAAGGCAGGAGAAACAUUUCAGCAGACCUUCAAAUGGUCGCCGCAUACGCAGCUGUCGUUGCCAGUGGUCCUCAGAAUUCCAGCAUUGAAGUCGGGCAAAGUUCAAGCCGACAGAUAAGUCCUGAGCCUGGAGCGGAACCUCGAUAUAGAAGUGGCGGAGGUGGGGGAGCUAAUGGAACACCUGCGCACUACAGUCCUCCGAAAGAUGACUCGAAGCCACCUUAUUCUUACGCUCAACUCAUAGUACAGGCGAUUGCUUCUGCUCCGGACAAGCAACUCACACUUUCGGGGAUUUAUUCUUACAUUACUAAAAAUUAUCCUUACUACAGGACAGCCGAUAAAGGCUGGCAGAAUUCUAUAAGGCAUAAUCUUUCACUCAAUCGCUACUUCAUCAAAGUCCCGAGGAGCCAAGAGGAACCUGGUAAAGGAUCUUUUUGGAGGAUAGAUCCUCAGUCAGAAGCUAAACUUAUCGAACAAGCAUUUAGGAGGAGAAGACAAAGAGGGGUCCCCUGCUUCAGGGCGCCCUUUGGCUUAUCGUCAAGGAGUGCCCCAGCUUCACCAUCACAUGUGGGUAUCAGUGGGCUUAUGACACCGGAGUGCCUGAGUCGGGAGGGAUCGCCAGGGCCAGAGUCUUAUCCAGAUAGUUCUGUAUCAUCGCCGGCAGGUCAGCUUACGAGCCAGUCAGCCCCUGGCUCGCCUGGGCAUCCCUAUGCUCCACCUCCCAAUCACAAAGGGCGUCUGAUGCAGCAGAUUACCGUUGUUACAAAUGGAGUAAACAGCGACGGAGCCAGAGAGGAUAAAUAUUUGGUGCCUGGAAAUGUUGGAGAAGAACACUCUUUAUCGCCUGCUGGACAAUAUAGUCCAGCUCCUGUUAUUGUACAAACUUCCUACAACUACAGUGGGAGCUUUAUUGGACCUGAUACAGGCGUUGGGGUUGGAAAGCGAGCGCACGAUGAACCUGACAGCUCGCCAGGUUCUCCAGCCCCUUUAGCCAUUGUUGAGAGUCCAGAGCCCCCUGAUCACCAGCAGCAGCAGCAGCAGCCUAAACGUCAGCGUCUUCAUGACGCAGAUGAUCACUGAAAUACAACUCCACUGAUAUCUUUCUCCGUAGGACUUUGUUACGUUACAUUAAUAUUUUAAUCAGCGCUCCAUCCAUUUCUGCCCAUUUUCCAAGAAAGAUUUGUAUAGUCAGGCAUAUUGAAGUUUUCCAACGUAGAGGCAUUUAAACGUUUUCAUCUUUGUUUUUGAUUUUUUUUUUUUUUUUUCUUCGUAUUUGGUGGGUAAGAUUUUUUCAAAAACAAAUCUACUGCCUACACCAACAUGCCGGCGAAAUGUUACUGAAACACAGUAUAUUUUUCGUACACCUCUAUCACUCAAGUUAUACAUAACAUUAUGCACAGCCCAUAGUGUAUUUGUUACGAUUCAUGAAUUUCUUAUUCAAAUUAUAUUCUCUAACGAUGUUUAAAAAUAUGAGAACAAAUUGCACAUAGGUACAUACAUACAACUCGUAAUUAUUUUCACGCAGAUCACAAUCGACACAACUCUGUUUCCGUUUAUGUGAGUAUAGUUUAUUUGUAUACCGUUUUUUUUUUCAAAAAUUGUUUUUUCAAUUUGCUACUUAGUAGUAUGCAUAUACAUGUUGACAAAUCAUGUACUUCAAUAUUUCGCGGGGUAACCUCGAGCGUUGGAAUAUUUUAAAUGAAUUUUUCCUCGUUCUUGUUUCUUCUGUGUAAUGAACAGUGAGGUUCAAAAAAGUAUAGUAGUUAUAGUAGUACUAUCGAUAGUUAUUAUGGGUACAUUUAUCCACGUAUUUUUUCCCUUUGAAUCUAAUUUUGCUGUGAAAGAAAAUCUGAUCUACGUGGACGCAGAUAUGUAGUCGGUUCAUUUUGCUGAAUUUGAUAAACAAAAUCCCCAUGGUCGUUUUCUGAGUCGAAUACACGUAGGACAAUGCAUAAUAACCGCGAUACACAGUUUUACUUUGGAAAUGGUUCCAGAUUGUUGGUUGCAAAGCUGUCAUUUAAAACUCUUAUUCACCACAAUAACCAAGUUGUUAUUUUAAAUCAACUGAUAUAUGGUUGUUUUACACGUCCUCAUCCCCCUUGCAAAUGCGCUUGUAUUCGCUAUAGAAGUCUUAGAAUCAUUACGAUUAUAAUAGUACAAUAGUCGUAGCAAAAUCAUGUAAAAAUAUGGAGAGAUAAAACAAUAAUAUUGUCAAGUGAUGUAGUCACUGGUCAUAGAAAUAUUUUCUUUUUUUUUCCUAGCAAAGCUUUAAAUUUUUCCCUAGCCAAACAAAAUCUCACUCUGUUGUCGUGGUUACCCUACGAAUUUAAUAUAACAGAUGCUGUCAUUGCUUCUACAUUUAUGAUGGGAAAGUCACAUUUUAUCAUUUAUCAUUUUCCGUUACCGUCGGUAACUCAUGUAAAUUCCAAACAUUUGUUUGAAGAAACUUUCAUUCGCAUGCUUGGAACCUAGAUGAUUGCAAAAAGAAAAAAAGCUAUCUAACCCGACUGAUCUUCCCUUAUAUAAAUAUUUUACUAGGCGUUUCGGAGCGCCUUCGUUACGAAAACUUCGGUAGACUUCAGAUGCUGCUGUAUAGUGUAAUUAUUUUACUAAAGUAAAGUUUUUAGUAAAGUACUGUAUUCCGCGAUCACAUACUCUUAUUCUUUCGAUUAUAAGCCGUGGUUUUUUCUUAUCGAGUCAUCGGUAAUUUUUGUCUUCUAAUUUCCUUAAUAAUUACAAGAUUGAAGCAGAAUUAACCAAACGGGUCCAGAAAUUUAGUUGCCCAGAGAGUCGCUAUUUUCAGGUGAAAUAAUAUUUCUUUUUGAGCGUUAAUGUAUUGUUCAUUAAAAUCUCCGAGUGAUGAAAGACCGUCUGUUUUUUUCACUGGUACCUUGUGAAUUCGCAGAGUGGAAUAUUCGUGCAGGGUGACCAUCAGUACUCAACAAUUUAUCACUGUUGCUAGUUAUUUUAUGUAGAGUAUAUUGCAGUAGAGGUAUUUCUUUUUUUUUUUUUUUCGUUUUAUAUAUGUAUAUAUGUAUUCAUACAAACAUAUUUUUUUCAAGUAAUGAAUUUCAGCACUACAUAUAAUAAAUCUGUAUAAUAAAUUGUUAAAAUGUUGAGUAAACGAAGUCGUCAGUUUUCUUGACAUUUUUUUUUUUCUUCAAAUUUUCACAAUGAUUCUAUUUUACCGCCAGCUUGUAGUAGCCCUCUGUGUAUGAAAUAAUUGCUUAACCCAUUUGAGAUAAGCAUAGAUAUGAAUAGAUAUGACACGUACAAACACAUGUACUAACACCGCUGAAAAUAAUCUGAUAAAAAUAUUUGCAAUAACUAAUAAAUAGUAGUUGCACGAGUAUAUAGUAUCAGAAUUAAAUAAAAACGAUUCUGGCUUUGAAACGAGGAAAAAGAAAAAAAAAAAAAAAAAGAAAAACCAAUUACACAAUGGAGAUAGAGAUAGAGAAUAAUGAUAAAAGGACAAAUAUUCUAGUGAAAGGCUUUCAUUAUUUUUUCUUGCCACUAAGGUUGUUAAAUUUGAUAAGUUUUGUUUUCACCUUCACAGUGUUUCACGAUAAAGAGUAUCUCAUCCUAUUAUGUAUAUUUCGCAAUUAUAGUAAUAUUAAUCCUGUGACAUCACGAUACUCUGCUUUUAAUUACGAAAAUACGGAAAGAGCAAUUUUAACAUUUUUCUACUACGUGCAGAAACUUGAUCAGCGUAUUUUACCGAACUAUCACUCGGUUGUAAUUCAUUUAUACGUAAAUAUAUUCAUAUACGCAUACAUGCGUAAUAUCAAGUGACACCACUUUCCCAGUAUAAAUAAGCAGCAAUUGACUUGGAUAGAGAUGUGGAAUGGAAAAAAAAUAAAAUUAGGCAGACCGACAUAUAAACUCCUGGAUUAAACUUCGAUGGUUGAAAUACGGUUCUACUGUAUUUUCAAACUUUCGUUCGUGGUACAUUUAUAAAACUGGUCUUUCGACAUUUUCUCCAGAUACGUGUACUGAAAUUGCCUGUAUAUUUUCAGAAUCUGUUUUGGAGAAAUAGUCUACUAUGGGAAAAGGAACAAAAAGAAAAAAUCAUAAACUAAUAUGGUGAAUCGAUUAAAAUCUGAUCUCUCCUUAUCUGACUUUAACUAACCGUCACAGUAUUUGACCUCUGCUUGGCGAUUUAAUGCCCACACUGUUGACCAUAUGAUGAAAAAACAAAUUUGUACUUCAUUGUUCACAAUUCAGUGGACGGAUGGCCUAAAAGGGAUAAUGGGGUUUUUGGAUAAGUCUGUAAGGCUGCCAGUUUAGGGGGAUGAGGUAAAGCGCCCUCCAUAAGUAGUCCAUCAAUCAACUAAUCCCGUUUUUAUUUUUAUUUUUGUUUUUUAUUAAUUUUUUUUUUUUUUUUUGAUAGUAAUGAAAGGGAUACGACAUUCAAAAGAAAUUACAGAAAAUUUGAAUCUGCUUAUGUAUUGCCUUAAUUGCAUGAAAUUUCCUUGAAAUCAUGGAACAGUUGCGUAGUUCUUGUCCCUCUUAUCAAAACCUCUACCGACCCCAAGCCUUUUGAAUCAUGAAUGCGUUGAACAACCGUAGUUGCAAAUUCAUAUUUGAUAGAAAGAAUUACAAAGGUAAAAAAAAAAAGGAAGUUGAACAGAAAACACAUAAAAUAUAUUAUAAAUAAUACGUUAGAUACAUAUUAUAAAUAAAUAAGGUACGGUGGAUUCCUUUUAAAAUCCCAUUACAAGUCCCUCAGCUCCUUCCCCAUAAAUUUCUCAAUAUUAUAAUAAAUGUUUUAUUUAAAUUUUGUAUACGACGUAUAGGUACUAAAUAUUAUAAUUACAAAUUGUUCAAAGGCAGAUUAAUCUUUUACGCAAGAUACAAGUUUUCCAUUUUUUUUUUUUUACUGUCAAUCUCUUACUUUCUUUCUCUUUUCAGGAGAAUACUUGUUCAAGGUACAAUGUACCAUUCACAAUAGUGACACUCAUGAAACUAGAGAAAUCGUGGUAUUAAAAAAAAAAAAAAAAUUAAGAAAACUGAUAAAAGCGGUCCGAUAAAUUUUGAGGUGAAAUAUUCUCAACAAAAUAAUUCAUUAAAGGUUGAAAAGCAUACACAAACACACACACACACACACAUACAUCAAUAUAUUUCUUAAUCAUGUUUCAUCCGUGACCUCAUGAUUUUGUUUUCUAUGAAGAACCUGCUGUUUGCUUACAAAUGAGAAAUAUAGAUAUACCUAAUAGUGACCUAGUUGGUCGUAGUAGAUACAUUAUAUGAUGACUUCAGCUCGUCUUAUCAUUUAAAUCAAAGGUUUUUAUUUGAUAAUAACUAUUAUUCAUAAUAAAACUAAUGAAAUUAUUAUUGUUAUUAUUAUUAUUAUUAUUAUUAAUAUUAUAAUUAGUUAUAAUUAGGUUGAAUAUAAUUAAUUAAUGAAUUGAAAAGGAAAUUUGGAGCGAUACAAAACAAAACGUAAAAAAAAAAAAAACUGUUAAAUGUUAUUCAAAAAAUAAUAACACUAUAAGACGAAGAAAUUUAUUUAUUAAUUCACACAAUCCGUUAUUUUGGAGAUGCUAUAUUAGUACUAUUAUACAUUAUUAUACACGAACAAUUGAGUGGUUGGAGAGUUUCGAAUUACGGGAAAUAGAGAAUAGGAGAGAAAGAGAGAAAGAGAGAAAGACAAAGAAAGAACGCUAGAGUGCAUGGAAGUUGAAAAAUGUUGAGAUUUGGAGCGAAUAAUAAUUCAGUCGAAAGUGAGCUGUGAAAACGACGAAGAGAGAUGUGAAUAUCUGAAAUUGUUGGCUUUCGAUAAGAAUGUGGAUAAAAUAUACGAUCGAUUCCGGACA
Messenger RNA from Neodiprion fabricii, 6812 nucleotides. RefSeq names its product forkhead box protein K1 (gene FoxK). Gene Ontology annotation, molecular function: DNA-binding transcription factor activity, RNA polymerase II-specific; protein binding; RNA polymerase II cis-regulatory region sequence-specific DNA binding. The coding region runs from base 415 to 2076 and encodes 553 amino acids. The record is from RefSeq and is a predicted model, not a curated record. Gene Ontology annotation, biological process: regulation of transcription by RNA polymerase II. Lineage: Eukaryota; Metazoa; Arthropoda; Insecta; Hymenoptera; Diprionidae. The transcript has 5 exons.